Molecule: messenger RNA, 789 nt
Organism: Lottia gigantea (owl limpet)
Lineage: Eukaryota; Metazoa; Mollusca; Gastropoda; Lottiidae
Exons: 1
Source: RefSeq, a predicted model, not a curated record
AUGGAUAAACGCUCUCUAUUUUCUACAGAUCUAGCACGUCUUGAUGAUAAACGUUCUCUAUUUUCUACAGAUCUAGCACGACUUGUUGAUAAACGCUCUCUAUUUUCUACAGAUCUAGCGCGUCUUGUUGACAAUUGUUCUCUAUCUUCUACAGAUCUAGCACGUCUUGAUGAUAAACGUUCUCUAUUUUCUACAGAUCUAGCGCGUCUUGUUGAUAAACGCUCUCUAUAUUCUACAGAUCUAGCACGUCUGUUUGAUAAACGUUCCCUACCCUCUACAGAUCUAGCACGUCUUGAUGAUAAACGUUCUCUAACUUCUACAGAUCUAGCACGUCUUGAUGAUAAACGUUCCCUGUCCUCUGCAGAUCUAGCACGUCUUGAUGAUAAACGUUCUCUAUCUUCUACAGAUCUAGCACGUCUUGAUGAUAAACGUUCCCUAUCCUCUACAGAUCUAGCGCGUCUUGUUGAUAAACGUUCUCUAUCUUCUACAGAUCUAUCACGUCUUGAUGAUAAACGUUCUCUAUCUUCUACAAUUCUAGCACGUCUUGUUGAUAAUCGUUCCCUAUCUUCUACAGAUCUAUCACGUCUUGAUGAUAAAAGCUCUCGUUCCUCUACAGAUUUAGCACGCCUUGUUGAUAAACGUUCUCUAUUUUCUAUAGAUCUAUCACGUCUUAAUGAUAAACGUUCUCUAUCUUCUACAGAUCUAGCACGUCUUGAUGAUAAACGUUCUCUAUCUUCUACAGAUCUAGCACGUCUUGUUGAUAAUCGUUCUCUAUCUUCUACAGAUCUA